Neocloeon triangulifer is the source of this 1618-nucleotide messenger RNA. It is a transcript of the gene wcd, whose product is annotated as U3 small nucleolar RNA-associated protein 18 homolog. Gene Ontology annotation, molecular function: protein binding. Gene Ontology annotation, biological process: rRNA processing. Gene Ontology annotation, cellular component: small-subunit processome; Pwp2p-containing subcomplex of 90S preribosome. The transcript is spliced from 10 exons. The coding region runs from base 99 to 1586 and encodes 495 amino acids. Lineage: Eukaryota; Metazoa; Arthropoda; Insecta; Ephemeroptera; Baetidae. The record is from RefSeq and is a predicted model, not a curated record.
UGAAGCAAAACAUUCGCACACGUGUGUUUAUUGCUUGCGUUUUCGUCGUGUUUUUCUAAAUUUUUGCUUCGUUUUGGGAAAAUUGGCCACUCAGUGCGAUGUCGGCUAUAACAGAUCAGCUCGUUCCACCAAAUCGAGACCAAAAUGAAUCAAAUCCAUCGCAAAUAAGCUUCAAAAAGCGGAAAGUAAAGCAUACCAACGAUGAAGUUCGCGAUGAAAUUUCCAGAUUGGAGGAUAUCCUCUUCAGAAAGUCGUCGGCCAAAGCAGACGUCGAAGAAAUUUCAGAGGAUGACCGUCGAAGCGUCUCACCGCCACCUGCAAAAAAGGCCGCAGCCUGGGAGGAUGACGAAGAUUUACACUUGACAGUUGAUCAAGUUGUGAGUGAUGUCAGAAUCGAUCACGUUGUCAGAAAAACAGCCCUGCCUGAGAGCGCCACUUCCGACAGGUACAGCAAGAUGCUGGAGGAAAAGUUUAAAGCUGUGGUCGGAACCCCGAAAUGGGCAGUGUUGCAAGAGCAGACUGACGACAAUGACUUUGCGGCCAAAGUUCUCAGGAAUUCCACAAAGUUAUUUGGGUCCAGUGGCACCCUGGCUACUACAACUUUGAACUACACUAAACUGGCUGACAUGAAUGAAAAAGGAAUCCUGCGUCAGACCGUAAUCACAGCCAUCGACUUUAAUCCGAUGGCACAGAUGUCGGCCGUUGCCAAUCGAUCUGGAAAUGUUUCUUUUUAUCAAGUUGAUGGUGAUAAAAAUUCCCUGCUGCAUAAAGCAGCGUUCAAGAACUAUCCCAUCAGUGCAGCCAAGUUUUCAACUGAUGGUCGAGAACUUUUGAUAGGGUCGGAGCAUAAGACGAGCAUGCAGUGCUUUGAUCUCAAUACGAAUAAAGCCACAGAUAUUCCAGCUCCACUCAAAGGACCAGAAAUAAGCAGUACGGAGCUUUUCUGUUUGUCCGGUAAUGGAGAAUAUGUUGCUCUUGCUGGGAAAGAUGGAACUAUUGCUAUAUUGACAUCGAGCACCAAGGAACUGAUACACACCGUGAAAAUGGGCUCAAAAUGCAAUGCGCUUAACUUUUCUACAGAUUCUUCAAAGCUUUUUUCUUAUGGCACUGACGGAAAAGUAUACGUCUGGGACGUUAAACAACGGAAGUGUCUGCACAGGUUUGUGGACGAAGGAUGUCUCGGAGGUUUGACCAUGUCCCUCUCAGCAGGAGACCAGUAUUUGGCUCUGGGCUCCACUUCAGGUGUGGUCAAUAUUUACGAAAAGGACUCGUUCUUCCCCAAAGGAAGCGAAUUAUCAAUGUAUCCCCAGCCUGCGAAAGCAAUCAUGAAUUUGACCACAGCUGCGGACUUUGUUCAUUUUAAUCCUUCGGCUCAAAUCCUGGCCAUUGCUUCAAAACUCCAACAUAAGGCUUUGAAGCUUAUGCAUCUUCCCUCGAUGACAGUCUUCAAAAAUUUCCCUGAGCGCAGUUUGGAACUUGGCAGGGUAAAUCACGUUGCAUUUUCACCCAACAGUGGAUAUAUGGCUGUAGGAACCAACAUUGGCAUGGCAAAAUUGAUAAGAUUACAUCACUUUAGCAACUACUAAGACCAUCUAAUAAAGUUUAAAAUAUUACGUAA